CGCAAAAAGCCUGAGCCGCCGAAAAACGCGUAUUUAUUUAUCGAUAUCUCUCCGCCAUAUCAUAUUAAAUAAUACAACACCACGCACAUCUCUUCCACAUUAUCCCCUACCGCCUUCAACGACGACAGAGAGAAAAUAAAAUAUCCGUCAAACGCUAUUGUAACCGAAUCAAUUAAAUCACAAUAUCUCUUACACCGGCAAGAUUGCACAGUGAUUCGCGUAUCCCCGCUCCUCCGACCUCCACCCUAUCUACACACGCGUGAAUUAAAGAGAGUCGGAAAAUAUUACAACCUCCCCCCUCCCUCUCUCCCUCCCGAAAUAAUCGAGUCCACGGCCAAAACAAAAACCUUCACACUCAGCUAUAUCUCCCAAGUCGUAUAUAUUUAUACAGUAAUAUAUAUAUUUGCCCACGUCCUACACACCCUCCCAAAUGCCGCCGCGGAAAUCCUCGUCUUCCGCCGCAGAGGCCAGCAGUCAUGAUGAAGAACAGAACGCGGUAGCGGAGGGCUCGAAAACAACCGGGAGUGGUGCGGACCCUAUUGAAACCGGUGUAAAUGUUGAGGACUACCUCCUCCCGCGAGCUCUCACACAACGAUUGGCAAAGAGCGCUUUGCCUCCGAAUACCUCAAUACAGAAAGAUGCGUUGCUAGCAAUAUCCAAGGCCGCCACGGUAUUCGUCUCGUAUCUCUCAUCACACGCAAAUGAAGAAACCGAAAAGAAAACCAUAACCCCACAAGACGUCUUCGCCGCCCUUUCCCAGAUAGAAUUCGAAGCUUUCCUCCCGCGCCUCGAGCGCGAAUUAGCCGUGUAUACUGAAGCCGCAGCGCAGAAGCGGAGGGUGAAAAAGGAUCGCAAAUCUGCCGCCACCGUUGCGACGACAGGGGUAGGAGCUGGCGUUGGUGCGGCGGGGGUCGUUUCUGCUGCGGAUGAAAGUGAAGAUGAUGAUGAGGGUGGGAGGGGAGAACCAGGUGCUAAGCGGCUGAAGCGAGAUGGCGAGGGUAGCACGGAGAUGGCGAUUGGGAGGUCGAGGCCUGGCGUUGGUAGCGGGAAGGGGGUGGAGGGGGAGGGGAGGGGUGGAGGGGAUAUUGCUGGUGAUGGUGAUGGUGGUGAUGAUGAGACGGAGGAAAUGGAGGAGGAGGAUGUGUUGGAUGAUGACGAGGAGGAGGAGGAGGAAGGAGAAGAGGAGGAGGAGGAGGAGGAGGAGGAGGAGACGCAGCACAGUGGGCGGGAUGGGGAUGAGAUUGAUAUCGAUGCUGAUGCGAGUGAUACGGCUAGGAGGAGGAGGGGAGGGAUGCAUCCGGACCUAGAUUCGGGGAGUGAUAGUGAUAGUGAUGGGCUGUGAUUUGGGUAUUUAUGGGUUCUAAGGUAUUUAAGGUAUUGGGUUAGAUGUACUUGGCCAGCCUUUUUUUCUCAUGUUUGUUUGCCUUUGGUUCUUUGUUAUCGCGUUAGUUUUCCUUUUUGCUCCCCGUGUUAAGCUUUACUAUCACUACCAUUAUUUGUAGUUGUUGACUUAGUUGCGAGGAUAAUGGCUGUGUGUGAUGCGGGUUAAAUCAACCACGGUGGUCCUAUCACUUCAGAUACAUAUUUCUCUCUUGGUAUUAUUAUUACCCUAUCAUUAUCACUAUUUCUAUUAUGGAUCAAAUAUGCCAUCCCACCCAUAGUAUCUCGUUCCGGAGUAUCAG
Molecule: messenger RNA, 1682 nt
Organism: Blastomyces dermatitidis ER-3
Lineage: Eukaryota; Fungi; Ascomycota; Eurotiomycetes; Onygenales; Ajellomycetaceae
Exons: 3
Coding region: 431-1342 (303 amino acids)
Biological process (GO): DNA damage response; leading strand elongation; heterochromatin formation
Cellular component (GO): CHRAC; epsilon DNA polymerase complex
Molecular function (GO): chromatin DNA binding; protein heterodimerization activity
Source: RefSeq, a predicted model, not a curated record